UAGGAGCCGCGUGCACAUCCGCACCCGCCACACUAUCGCGACCGAGUCGGGAGAGACACGAUGACGGCGGGGGGGAAAUGAGUCGGACGCUGUCGCGGGGCCACUUUGCAGUUAGCGGAUAAAUACUCCGUCAGUAUUCAUUCUUUUUGUUUAUUUGAUUCUUGGGGUAUCUGAUGACGACUGUUGACACCCAGCUCUGAAGCUUAGCUGUCGACCGGAGCCAGAGAAGAACAAAACGGUGGAUGCUGGAUGGAUAUCAUUGGACACAAAAGCCUGUAUCCAUCCCUAGGUCAGUGUCAGUCACCCCGUCUUCCUCCCCGCCCCGCCCCUCAGCUCUGACAUGGAAGGGAGCGAUCAUCCGCUUAGGAGGACCCUUCACAGGCUGAAGUUAAUGAGUUCCCCCAGCCUCAGCGAGCUGGGCAAGAGUGAGAAGACAGCGUUGGAGGAGAGGGGGACCCAGCAGAGGAGGGCGGGGGCCAACGCCACCUGGAACAGCAUCCACAAUGCUGUGAUCGCCGUGUUCCAGAGGAAAGGCCUGGCCGAAAAUGAGCUCUACGUUCUCAAUGAGGGUGUCAGACAACUUUUGAAAACAGAGCUGGGAUCAUUCUUCACCGAAUAUCUCCAAAACCAGCUGCUCACGAAGGGCAUGGUCAUACUGAGAGACAAAAUAAGGUUCUAUGAAGGUCAGAAGCUGCUGGACUCUUUGGCAGAGACCUGGGACUUCUUCUUCUGCGAUGUCCUCUCCAUGUUACAGGCCAUUUUCUACCCGGUCCAGGGUAAAGAGCCCUCCGUGCGGCAGCUGGCUCUGCUGCACUUCCGGAACAUCAUCACUCUGAAUAUAAAGCUGGAGGAUGCGCUGUCCCGCCCCCGCGCCCGGGUGCCCCCGUCCAUCAUCCAGAUGCUGCUCAUCCUGCAGGGGGUCCACGAGUCCAAAGGAGUGAGCGAGGACUACCUGAAGCUGGAGUCCCUGAUCCAGAAGGUGGUGUCCCCCUACCUGGGCACGCACGGCCUCUUCUCUGACGAUGGCACCGUCAUGCAGUGUUCCUGCGUGCUGGAGAAGCGUCUUUUGCGGCGCUGGCCCAAGCCCGGCGAGCCGUUGGCCAAGAACCCGGUGGUGCGGUCCAAGAGCUACAACAUCCCGAUGCUGACGCCGGUGGCGGAGUACGACUCGGAGGUGGGCUCGGUGGGCAGCGUGGGCAUCAGACGCCACUCGGUGUGCGAGAUGACCUCCUGCAUGGAGGAGCAGGGCUUCUCCAGCCUGGCCCCCGGGGUGGACGUCAGCUCCAAGGCCUCUGCGGCCAAGCCCAGCCUGACCUCAGAGCCGGACAUCAGCCUGGCAGGGAGCCUGUGUGAGGCCCCGCCGCCCUCCCCCUCCAUCUUCCUCGAACACUCCCCGGGACCCUUCUGCGCAGAGGGCAGCCAGCCCUCGCCCUCCGCCUUGCCCCCGGAGCCCUCCUCCCUUCCCAGCUGCUCCUCCAGCCCCGAGACCAUCGUGGACCAGAUCCUGGAGUCCAUGGACUCCGACGCUGAGGGCAUCUUCAUUGACUUCCCCCACCGCUGCUCAGACCCGCCGGGAUACAGCAGGGAGAACGGCAGGCAGAGUGUGGUUUAGCGGGGAGAGGGGGGCAGGGUGGGGGUGACAUGGCAUGAUGUUGGACAGUGUGGGACAGAUCACCCCUGCAGUACGCCCCAAUUAAACCCCCACCCCCCCCCACUCCCCUUUCCGCUUUCUAGGUCCCACAUUUUUCUAAAACUUUUUAACAGCUUUGAUAAAAAAAAAAAAAAAAAGUUGUGUUGCUUUUCUGAUUGUUUAGUUUCGGUGUCGGUUCUAAACUGAAUGUUGAGAUGUAGGUGUUGGCGCCCCCUGUCCUCGGUAGCUUCACCUGAGUGAAGUGACGGAUCACUGAUCCCAGGCCAGUGAAGGCGCUCUGAUGUGAGAGGGACAGAGAGGGUGGUGUUCCAUCCACACCUUCCCUCCUGUCCCGUACGAAGUGUUCGGAUGUUUAUCCCUGUUUCUUCUGAUGCUCUGGCAUCAUGUCGCUAAUGUGAAAAAUCAGGGGUGGAGCUAAGGAGAGCACUCAGGGUCCUCUCCCAGGUAACCUGUAGAAGUGUGUGCCAAGCAGUGAGGGGUGACAAGUCCAGUCCCUUUUCACCUGUUUUCUUGCUUCUCGUUCUGAAGACCCAUCACUGGUGUAUUUUAAUAUCCCAAGAGCACGCAAAAUAAUCCCCCUAAACCCUGCAAAGAAAAGAUGGUAGAGAUGUGUGUGUCCUGUCAAUGGUGUGUAAAGUCAUAGCAGAAACUCAGUGCUAGUCAUAGCUGAAAUUCAAGGGAAAAUUACUACUGAAGGUGUAGACAAAAUGAUUCCUGAAACUCAAGGUGAGUCAUAACUGAAAUACAAGACGAGUCAUAGCCAAAACUGAGAUAGUUAUACAUCCCAAAAUAAAUGGAGUGAUUUAAAUUGACUGUGGUAUUAUACAUCAGAGUAAGGCAGGAACGGAGGGGUAUCAUCUGCAGCACAACAAAGGAAAGCUAUUCCCUCAGAUAACAAACUGGAGAAAUGUUGUUUCCUCACCACAGUUUGUGUAAAAUCUCAUUUUUGUUUUUUUUGGCAUUUAAAUAAUUUAAAAAAUAUUCAGCAAAAGAAAUGAGUAUCUUUAUUGCUCUAAAGAAUUAUUUUACACAUUUCAUUUACAUACAUUAAAUAUAUCCCUUCAGAGAGGAACUAUACUAAGGGUUGUGACACAUAAAGAAAACUUACGAUAUCUGUCAUGUAGUUAGGAAACUGCACAACUGUUCUUUUGUGAUUGUUUUAGUGAUUGUAAAUCUUUUUAACCAAUUUUCUUAUGUAUUUUUUUUCUGGAGUGCAUACCGUCCCUGAUC
Molecule: messenger RNA, 2881 nt
Organism: Megalops cyprinoides (Indo-Pacific tarpon)
Lineage: Eukaryota; Metazoa; Chordata; Actinopteri; Elopiformes; Megalopidae
Gene: prr5a
Product: proline rich 5a (renal)
Exons: 10
Coding region: 341-1612 (423 amino acids)
Biological process (GO): TORC2 signaling
Cellular component (GO): TORC2 complex
Source: RefSeq, a predicted model, not a curated record